Molecule: messenger RNA, 2603 nt
Organism: Lampris incognitus (smalleye Pacific opah)
Lineage: Eukaryota; Metazoa; Chordata; Actinopteri; Lampriformes; Lampridae
Gene: mapk14a
Product: mitogen-activated protein kinase 14a
Exons: 12
Coding region: 255-1340 (361 amino acids)
Biological process (GO): intracellular signal transduction; protein phosphorylation
Cellular component (GO): nucleus; cytoplasm
Molecular function (GO): MAP kinase activity; ATP binding
Source: RefSeq, a predicted model, not a curated record
GGGAGGCGAAAUCGGGCGAACGGCAUGUAAGGGGAGCCGAACGAAUAGUGCUUACAGUGUGAAAACGUUAAUAUCGACAACUAUUCUGCAACCUCUAGCGAGGAAGACAUAGAUCACAGGACAUCCUGCAGCGAGUAAGCACGUUGGCCUUUGUACUUAGAAAACUUACUUUCGUUGCACGACUCGAACAAGACAACCCACCCUUCAACCCGAGGGGAUAAGCAGAAGUCAACUUGGCGAGUUGCUCUGCAGGAAUGUCGCAGAAGGAAAGACCCAAGUUUUAUCGGCAGGAGGUCAACAAGAUGGUUUGGGAGGUCCCGGAGCGCUACCAGAACCUCUCGCCUGUCGGCUCUGGAGCAUACGGAUCCGUGUGUUCAUCGUUUGAUGAAAAAACCAGUCUGAAGAUAGCUGUGAAGAAACUCUCUCGGCCCUUCCAGUCCAUCAUCCAUGCCAAAAGAACGUACAGAGAACUACGGCUGCUCAAGCACAUGAAACACGAAAAUGUGAUUGGUCUUCUAGAUGUUUUCACUCCUGCUACCUGCCUGGAGGAAUUCAAUGAUGUAUACCUUGUGACUCACCUAAUGGGGGCUGACCUCAACAACAUAGUCAAGUGUCAGAAGCUCACGGAUGACCACGUACAAUUUCUCAUCUACCAGAUCCUGCGGGGGUUAAAGUAUAUCCACUCUGCAGACAUCAUUCACAGAGACCUGAAACCCAGUAACCUGGCUGUGAACGAGGACUGCGAACUGAAGAUCCUGGAUUUUGGGCUGGCACGGCACACUGACGAUGAAAUGACUGGCUAUGUGGCCACUCGCUGGUACCGUGCCCCAGAAAUCAUGCUGAACUGGAUGCAUUACAAUAUGACAGUGGAUAUUUGGUCAGUGGGGUGUAUAAUGGCAGAACUCCUCACUGGAAGGACUCUGUUUCCUGGUACAGAUCACAUUGAUCAGUUGAAGCUAAUCAUGCUGCUCGUCGGAACACCAGGGCCCGAGCUCUUGAUGAAAAUAUCUUCGGAGUCUGCCAGAAACUAUAUCAACUCACUGCCACAGAUGCCCAAGAGGAACUUUGCUGAUGUCUUCAUCGGUGCCAACCCACAAGCUGUGGAUCUGCUUGAGAAGAUGCUGGUUCUGGAUACGGACAAGAGGAUCACAGCAGCUGAGGCUCUGGCCCACGCAUACUUUGCCCAGUACCAUGACCCAGAUGAUGAGCCAGAGGCUGAACCAUAUGACCAGAGCUUUGAGAGCCGUGAGCUUGAGAUCGAAGAAUGGAAACGGUUAACCUAUGAGGAGGUGCUGAGUUUUGAACCCCCCAUUUUUGAUGGAGAUGAAAUGGAAUCGUGAGAGCGGCCAUGUACGUCCACCCAGCGUUCAGUAAUUUGUUGUCACCUUUACGAUAAUAUGAGUGCCUACAAUUCUUAUUCAGUCAUGACUAUUAUUAGAUCAUACAUUUUCCAUCAUUAGUUCUUGUAAGGGGAACAUUACCAAAGGGGCAAUAGGAAGAGAUAUUUAAGAAGCUUGACCAGUUACCUUUUUUUGUCAUAUAUGAACCACUAAUAUCAAUGAUCUGUUGCUGGAAAAUGUCACACAUCAGUUUUUGUCUGUAGCUGAAAUAGUUUUAUAUUGUCAUGAAGUUUUAUUUAGACUUCGGUCACUCAUCACUGUGACAGUCAAAGUGUGAGAUGCUGAAAUGUCCAGAACUAUAGCUGCGCUAUUGUGUGGAAAAUUUAGGAAUGGAUCAUUUCCGAAUAGCUUUUAGUGUCUUAUCAGUUCAGAAAUGCAACAUGUUAGUCUGCCAGUCGUUCUGCCGAGCUAUCAAACAGCACUGCAUCACAUGCAUUUGUAAAAUGACCGCUGAAUGAUAUUUGUAUCUCAAUUACCUAUUUUGGAAUAACUAUCUUUAAAAUGUAUGGACUUUGGAGGGCAUUUCUUGUUUGAGAAAAGAAGGAUUUAUGCUUGUCAAUGUGUUUCAUGGCUUGUGUAACUUGAGAAUGUGCGUGUUCUCUAUAGACCAGUGACCCGUUUUGUGCUCAGAGGGAAAUUGAUACAUGUUUUUCAUGUUUAUUGUAAUAGUCAGGUGACCCUGUAUUUAUUUCUUUUCCCAAAUGAGGAUUCCUGCCUGUGAAAUUAACUAAAUCGAAGACCUGGGACUUCUCUAAGGCACCUAUUUUAAUCAGAUUGAUUUAUCAAUUUCUACACGCACCGUGCCAGCUGACGAGGCACUGCUCUUGAAAACCCAUUAAUUGGUGGGUACAAGAUCGACUCGAUAAUAUGUAAAUACCUGUUCCAUAUACAUUUUUUAAUCUAUGUUUUUACGCAGUUUGUUUUGUCAGUAAGCAAUCACUAUCAGCAUGUACAUCAUUUUGUGUUUGUGUGUGUGUAUGUAUGAGUGAUUUGUUGUUUUACAGGAAUUUGCAGUGUCAAGCUAAAAUUGCUAAUAAAAAUAUUGCUUAAAUGUCUAAAGCGGGAUUUAGAUGUAUUUAUACGUUGUUGAGGUGGUAUUUAUAAACGGCAAUCAAGACUCCCAGUAAAUAUUUUCAGUCUAGAAGGGCAACUACUAUCAUCUUGCUUUUGUUUAUCAGAAAUAAAGACAUAUUUUUAAGAGUC